UUUUCCAUUCCCCCUGAAGUCAGUCGUGGCUAUGCAACACCGGCCCCAGAAAACGCGUAGCCAACUUCGCGCGUUCUUUCGCAAAAAAGAAAAGCCGUCUCUUGUUAUCAGAGGUAAUUUCGGUAAAUUAAUAAUUCCCCGUGACUUGAUGAGUUCAGCAAUAAAUCGUCCAAGCAAUAAGUCUGAUAUUUUCGCGCUUCGUACCCUCGAGGGCCCGAGAUAAUGUCGGAAUUAUCGAUGGACGGUGUAAUCCCGGAGACGCAAGAGAAGGACGAGUGUCCAACGACAAAUGAUCAUGAUAAUACGCAAGAUAAUUCGACACUGAAUGAGAGUCAGGAUUUUCAUUUAGUCGCUGAGGACGAGACACAGGAGGAACAGAUUGCGGUGGACAAUGGUGGUGCCAAGGGUGAUGUUGAUGUUGAGUCGAGUCAGCACGAGGCUGAUGGAAAUAGUCACGCUGAAGCGCGGGAUUGUGAUACGGGGGACAAGGCUGUUAUCGAACCGGAGGGCUCACCCCGAGGGCUCGACCAGGAACAGCAGGACGACGACGAGGAGAUUGUUCAGUGCACACCCACCGAGGAGAUACUCUCCCCCAGGAGGAGACAGCUGAACGCUGGGGGACAGAAGAGGAAGGCUGAGGAGGAGGUGGAGCUGGGGGUCAAGUUCCAGAGGACAUCCUCCAGGGAGGAUGCUCUCGCUUCUGUCAGGAAGAAACUCGAUGAGAUUGAAGAGUCUCAAGACCCCGAGGUGCUUCCAGAGGCCUCCCCCACCGAUCCAUCAUCAGCCACAGGUCCCCUUCCAGAAGAGGUCGCCCAGCCCUGCCCACAGGAGCCCCCGGAGGCCCCAGCAGCCCCUGAAGAGCCCGACAAAACCGCCAUGGAGGUCGACCCCACGCCCUCCCACCCAGAUCUCGUCCCCCCCGCCCCCUCAACUCCCACCCCCCCAGCCCCCACCCCCUCCGAGAACAUGGACACCUCUUCCUCCCCCAAACCUCACGACCAAGACCCCCCACAGCCGGAUCCCCCCAAGAAAUCCAGAAUGAGCAUCGAAGUGAUCUUCGACAAAGCCCUGGCGCCUCCCCCUCCCCCAAAAGAGCUCGUGGAGAUCGACGAGGACGGCGAGAAAAUAAUCCUAGACGCCUCCCAGGAGGACACAAUUCCCGUGGAGACCUCCUACAAGACCUGUGAGAGUAAAUCAGCAACAGACAGCUACAAAUCAGCAACAAGUGCAAAGGAGAGUGAAAGCAGCGAGGCACAACUGACCAAUGGAACCUAUGCAAAAUCCCAGGAUGCAGACGCCACCAUGAGCCUCUCCCCAUCGACAAACGAGUCCUCAGGGCCCCCAAAGACCCCCACCAAGCCCCCCGAACUCCUCAACCUAGUCAGCGACAGCGAGGGGGACUCAUUCAUGAACGAAGAGAAACAUAAAGCCAAGAUCAUUCCAGUUGAGAAGGAGCUGAAUGUCGUUGUCAAAGUGAAGUGUCUCCUCCAGGUGAACGAGACCACGAAGGAGAUAUCAGGAAAGGAAUUUCUGUCCAUCGACUUCGAGCACGUGCCAGAGCUGCAUUUAUCCAGACGAAGGAACAGUGAUGUUUCAGCACUGGCUGAUGUGUCUGAUAAUAAAGAUCCAAUGUCACCAGGUUCAGUCACCAGUAAUCCUCAGCCAUACGCCCUGGGGCCAUCCAGAUUGUCACUGAUGUCGUCAGCAAGCACCUCGAGCUCUUCGUCGAGUGGAUCGGGAAAAGUAGGGAAAGAUCCUCCCCAUUUUUCCCUUCCUCGAGGCAUUCCCAAGCAUGCAAAGAGACCCUUGGAGAAUGUCGAUGAGGCUUCGGAGAAAUUGAAGAAAGAGUGGAAGAAUGUGAACCUCUUGACCUCUGGCAUUCUCAGCUUUGUGAAUGCUGAGGUUCUCGCCUGUGAUCUUCAUAAUGGAACUAGUGAGGACACACUGGGGAGACUGACAGCCUCAACACCUGAGACUGCUGUCGUGGCCACUCCUAAGAGCAGCAAGAAGGGGAGACUGCCAAAGCGCUCACGUCAGAACUCCAGGUCUUCCAGGACCAAUGGCUUGGGGAAGGUUUCACCAAGUGUUCUGUCUACUAUUGAAUCCAAAAGUGACACUGAGGGGAAUGACUCCAUUCUCUCGGAAGUGUCAACUCCAGCCAGACAGAGUGGGAGGUCCCUCUCUAUUCUGAGGAAUCAGACUCCUGUUUACGAUCCCAGUGAUGCUCUUGUGGGAAAGGAGUGCUUUGCCAAGUGGUCUGAUAAUAAUUAUUAUCCUGGCAAGGUCAUCAGCAAGUCCAAGGGGAAGUUCAAGGUCAAUUUUCUGGAUGGGAAGAACAAGAUGCUGAUUGAGGAGUUUGUCAUUCCCAUGUUGAGGACUCUCGGGGAGGGACUGUCGGUUUAUGCUAUGACUCCGGAGGAGUAUGGAUCCUGCGGGAUUAUUGUUGCUGUGGAGAAGCCCAAGGACGAGGUUUUGUAUACCGUCGAGACUGAUGAGGGGGAGAAGAUCAAGGUGCCUAUUAAGGACAUCUUUCUCACCGCUGAUCAGGCACAGUUUCUCAGGGAGAUGGUGGAUAAUGAUGUGAAGAGUCCACCCAGUACUCCAUCCAUGGGAAAGGUCACGAUGGAUAAUAUCGUCGAGGGCUCGAGAAGGGUCAAGUCAGUGCUGGGGACCCCCAAGUCUGGGAGAUCAAAGAGGACCUACAAGAGUUCAGAAGUCGAGGCUUCUGGGUCUGGGCUUUCCAAGAGGAAGGAAGAGUCUGAGUCGAAUUACUCUGCUGGAGAUACUGAUGUCGAGGGGGUCCAGGUGGAGAUGCUGGAGACCCUCAACGAUCUGGGGGGCAAGGGGCCUGCCAGCAGGGUCAAGGGCAAGGGCAAAAACCGAAAGAAGGAGGAUCAGGAGGUCGUUGCCACCUUGGGACCCAUUCCUGAGGGCUCCAGUCUCUUCAAGGGGCUCUCGUUUAUCCUCACUUGUGCUCCCCUCGAGUCUCUGGACAGAUACAAGGUCGAUAAGAGGGAGUCUGCUAAUUCGGAGACUGAGACCGAGAAUGAGGCCGAGUGGAGCAGAAUCGCCUUCGUCAGGGAGAGACUCACUGCUCAGAUCACUGGGGGCGGGGGCAAGGUUUACGAGGAGUUCAAGGAUAUUCCUGUGGAGGAGCAUAAGAACACCAAGUUGAUUACCAAUGUUCCUAAUAUUACUGCGAAGAGCCUGCUUUGUUUGUCCGUGGGGAUCCAUCCGGUUAAUCAUCGAUGGGUCAUCAGGUGCUGUCAGGAGAACAAACUGGUCAAUGCAUCAGAGGAAACCCUGCCGGCUGGAUGGAGUUUCGACAAGGAAGCAUACGUGGAUAUGUACCAGAGGCCCAAUGCCAAGCCACUGGGUCAUGCAGUGAUUGUAAUGCCAAAGAUUCCAUCCAACGAACGGUCCAUUGAAUUCUGGCAGAGGGUCAUUGUCAAUGCUGGUGGAGCUUUUCGAGUCAUUGAGAACCAAUCCGAGACAUUCAUGGAAGGUACAGUAGUCCUGGCAAACGAUAAAUGCCCAACUUGGAUGAAGGAGAAGGCAGCAGGCUGGAAGAUUCCCCUGGUAACAACGACCUGGCUCAUCCAAUCCCUGAUCGAAGGAAAAAUGAUGCCAUACGAUGCUCACCCCCUGUACCAGCACAACCCCCCCAAAAAAUAGAGGGGCUGAAUUCCACAUUGACAUUGCAAGAGCAAAUGUUAUAAUAAUCUAGAUUCAUUUAUUGUAUCACUGAUACAAUUGCAUUGGGUUUUCUUUUUGUUUCUUUAUUGUUUGUCUUCUUCUCCAUGUUCGACGUGUCCUCUCGUCGUCUACAGGCUUAUGUUGCAUUUACCGUUGAAAUUCAAUUUUUUGUUCCCCAAAGGCUGUUUUCACUUACUAAAAUUCAUGACGAGUUGUUUUACAAUUGUGACUUUUUUUUCUUGUGAAUGUUGGCAAACUGCUCGGUGGCAAAAAAACAGUGUGGCGGAUAUGGUGGAUAAUCUUCAAUCAACAGUGAAUAAAAUGCAAGACUAUUUCAAGGAUUCCAUUGAACCAAAUUGAAACAUUUAAACUGAAAGACUCUUUAUGAGAGCUUGAUACAAAUGUUAUCAAUCAUAAACGUAUAUGUAAUAAUUGUAUCAACUUUUGUUUACCUAAGCCGUAGCGACUGUACAAUUUUUCUGGUGAUAAGAAGAAAAAGCGAUAAAAAUAUAUUGACAUAUUUUGGCAA
This is a messenger RNA of Diachasma alloeum, 4225 nucleotides long. Its product is annotated as TP53-binding protein 1. Lineage: Eukaryota; Metazoa; Arthropoda; Insecta; Hymenoptera; Braconidae. The record is from RefSeq and is a predicted model, not a curated record. Gene Ontology annotation, molecular function: histone binding. The transcript has 5 exons. Gene Ontology annotation, biological process: positive regulation of transcription by RNA polymerase II; DNA damage checkpoint signaling. Gene Ontology annotation, cellular component: nucleus. Bases 223 to 3675 code for a protein of 1150 amino acids.